GCAGUGAUCGCACGGGGGGAGCGGGGAGGCAGCGGCAGCCGCUCCAGCCGCACCGCGGUACCAGCGCUGACUCUCUGACAAGUAUUGGACAUAGCGGACGCGUGUAGGUGAGAAAGCUUCUCUAUUGCUUUAGCAGGGAAUUGGAGAAACGAGUGGCUUUUAUACGUGCUCUGUUGCUUAUAGACAAAGGGAGCGAAUAGGCGGAAAUAUUCGGGGAUGUUAUAAAAUCUGAAAGGACUUUCUGUACAGCGUGGCGGUACACGACAGGAAAUUAACUCCAAAAAGAAUGCUUUCUCUCAAAGUGCUGCGACAGAAUUGAACAUUUGGCUUUUCUAGUGUGUGAAAUUCGUCCUGAAGACACAACAAGGAGUAUCAGAAACAUCAGAGAGAUCCUGGUACUUUUAAAGAGACUUAAAGCAAACGCCAGCUGAAUGACCUUGGAGAUGAUUUUGUGUGGAUUCAUUAAUUUUCACUGCUGGUCUUCUAGUCUCAAGAACUCUAGGAUUAAUGAUGCUUUUAACAUUUUUGGGGCCUUUCAAAAAAACAAGAUUGUAUCCAUUUAAUUACCUGCCUAAUGAUUCCUGAACUAAUCAAGCAUUUACUUAAAACUGAACACAGAAGAUGCUUUUAAUGUUUUCUCUCUCCAUAGCUGUGAAUAAAAUGAACAAGGUAAUGUUCUGCAAAUAGAAGAACAUUUUUUUAAGCAACUAUUUAUUAUGCAGAUCAUCUAAUAAAUAUAGAAACCUUAAACCCCUGAGAAGAUGAAGCUGAGCAACAGAAUAAUGGAGUAGUAAACAAUGGCAGCUUUUCUAGUCAAAUCAGCAUUCAUUAGCUUCCCAGCAGAAUGCAGAUGGAAGUUUCUGAGCUCAUUGUGUGGGGUUUUGUGAAAUGAUUCAGUUGUUGCUACAGAGGUGAGCAAUAUCAUGGAUAUACCUAUGAACUCCUGGGUGCUGAUCCACUGUAGUAGAUAUGGCAGAGUUUCUAAAGAUGAUUCUUUUAAAUUGCCAUUGCUGAAAUUAAAUUCACGAGGUUUUUUUUUUUUUCUGUGGGAACACGGAAUUAUGAUUCUGGCAUUUGUUAUUGUAAUGGACUAUAACUGUUUAAAAGAACUGUAAAUAUUGACAUGAGCCUCCAAAAUCUAUUUUUAAAUUAUUUUCAUUUUUAAAUGAAUAGAUAUGAUCUUCCUCAUUGUAUGUGAGAUGUAUGUUUUCUUUCUUGGGAGCCAGAGGACAAAUCUCCUUCAUCCCCCCUCCACCUGUCUCCCUCUAAAUAAAAUUCAUUAUUCAUACCCAAAUAGUGGUGAGUCUAUUGGAAUUAACCUUGACAAAGAUGUUUUCCUUACCUUUCCAAUGAAUAGCAUGGGUAAGAUAGAGUACCAUCUUCUGAAUCGAACAAGAAAAGAUAGCAUUAGAGGAUGAACUUUUUUCCUUUAAUCUCCAGUCAGUCUGUGAUUUAAACUAAGACAUAAAGAUUAUCUCCAGUAACUGCUGGUCCAGGAAACCUGAGCUGUACUGAGGUUCCUCCUUCCCUUCCUCUCCCUCUCUCCAGUAUAUUCCAAAGUAAAUGACUUUCUCAGGAAAAUAAGUUAGAGAUUCCCCCCCCCUCCUUCCCUGGGAAAUGAAUGUGUCUGUUUUGUCAAUUUUUAUUUCUGUUUGUUUUAGAAGUGCCUUGUGUUUGCUAAAGAUGGGUCAAGAGCACUGGAGGAGCUGAUCAGUGGCCUUUCUCUUUCUGGCUUUUGUUUUUCUUUUCUUUCUUUCUCUUUCUUUCUUUCGUUCUUUCCUUCAAGCCAAGGUGUGCCAGAGGUGAUGCACUGAUGCUGAGGAGGCAUCAACAGCCAUGGGACUCUAAUCCUCUCCCAUGUUAGCACUGGCAGUGUCUGCAAGGAGAGACCGUGAGGCGCUGAAGCAGAGUUUAGCUGCUGUUCAGUAGGUCACCUGCUCACUAAGGCUCAGAUUGCACUGUUCCCUAAGCACAAAACAUGAACCAGUCCCGAUGGAUUGAAUGGAGGACUCUGAAUAUGAGCAGUAGUGUUAUGAACAUAUCUGAGCACCUCUCCUGCCCUCUUGGAUUUGGUCACUACAAUGCAGUUGACAUCUGUAUCCUUGAGACAGUCGUUAUUGUCUUGCUAACGUUUUUAAUUAUUGCGGGUAACUUAACUGUGAUAUUUGUUUUCCACUGUGCUCCACUACUGCAUCAUUACACCACCAGCUACUUUAUUCAGACCAUGGCCUAUGCUGAUCUUUUUGUUGGAGUCAGCUGCUUGGUUCCUACUUUGUCACUGCUCCACUACUCAACAGGUGUCCACGAGUCCUUGACUUGUCAAGUUUUUGGAUACAUCAUCUCUGUGCUCAAAAGCGUCUCUAUGGCAUGUCUUGCUUGCAUCAGUGUGGAUCGCUAUCUCGCUAUAACAAAGCCCCUCUCCUAUAACCAACUGGUCACACCUUGUCGCUUGAGAAUCUGCAUCAGUCUCAUCUGGAUAUACUCUUGCCUGAUCUUCUUGCCUUCUUUUUUUGGUUGGGGAAAACCUGGUUACCACGGAGAUAUUUUUGAAUGGUGUGCUACCUCCUGGCUAACUAAUGCCUACUUUACUGGCUUUAUCGUGUGCUUACUCUACGCUCCUGCUGCCUUUGUCAUAUGUUUCACCUAUUUCCACAUCUUUAAAAUCUGCCGGCAGCACACCAAAGAGAUCAGUGACCGCAGAGCUCGGUUCCCUAACCACGAGGGGGAUGCUGCUGGGGAGGCUGGGCACAGCCCCGACCGCCGCUAUGCCAUGGUUCUGUUCCGGAUAACCAGCGUCUUCUACGUGCUCUGGCUCCCUUAUAUCAUAUAUUUUCUGCUGGAGAGCUCCAGGGUGUUGGAGAACCCAGCACUCUCCUUCCUAACUACGUGGCUUGCUAUAAGCAAUAGUUUCUGCAACUGUGUGAUCUAUAGCCUCUCCAAUAGCGUUUUCAGGCUGGGACUGCGGAGACUGUCAGAGACAAUAUGUUCAUCUUGUGUGUGUUUAAAAGACAGGGAUGUACGGGACCCUAAGCCAAGGAAACGGGCUAAUUCCUGCUCCAUUUAAAGAAAACUGGUGCAUGUAAUCAAAUGCUGAGUUUUGAUAGUAUUUGUGGUGUCUGGAAACUUGCCAGAGAGAAAUGUUUACUUGAACAGCUUGCUGUGGUGUUAAGAGUGAAUUUAAAAGGGAUCCUGGUGGAAAAGGCAAAGGCAGCUGUAACAAGGGUCACUGAACUCCUGUGAAAUUGUCAGGAGAGCAAUUCAAGAGAGAUGAUGAAGAAAGAAAUAAAAAUCUUCUACAGGGCAUGAAGUAACUAGCACAUCAGAGGAGGCUCCUUGUAAAACAAAUUAGUUAAUUACUAUCUUACAUUUUCCCCCUCGUAGACAAGUUGUCUUUGUGUCAGAGUAUACUGUAGCCUUCACAUUUUAAUGCAUUUAAGAGGAAGCAAUCAACACCACAGUAUGCAGCUAUCGGUAAAUUAUAUACUUGAGGACUGUAGUAGAUACUGCAGGUAAUAAUCAGCUCUACCUUUGCUCACGUAUUGUACAAUUUCAGUUGUACAAAAUAUCUGCAGUGCAUAAACCCUGCCCUGGGCAUGAUGACGCUUUGGGAUAAACUGGCACCUCAUGGUACAACUUAAACAGAAGCUCUCCCUCUCAUUUCCCAUUUCUUCCCAUGCUGUGCAUCCCUCUAUUCCAUUGUGUGCAGGUGAGUGAGUUUGAGAGCACCUGUGAGGUUGCCUGAGUUCCAAACCAUUCUUUCUGCAGGAGGCAAUGGCCCUCCGUGGCUGGCUGCAGCUGCCCAUGUCCAAUGAUUUCCCCAGUUGUUCACUCUCUUGACCCAUUUCAGUCAGCACACAGAGUCUGUGUAGGGUCCUUUAGGGGGUACUGAAGUUUUUCCUCACUGGUUCCACAGGUGCUCCUAAUGCAGAUAUGAUAAUGGCACACAGCAGUGUGCAGCACUGCUUAAAAAAUUAAAAAUAACUGACCCUUUUCUUUGGGAAAUCUAAAGAGCUUACUGUUGUAGCUGUCAGUCUGUUGUGUGAACCUCCACUUGCACAUACUGUAUUUUUUUAAGAGAAAACAUAAAUUGUGGUCUGUGCCUAAUGUUUUCAUAGCACAUGGGGUAGGUCAAUGCUACAGGAUCAAAAAAUUUACACUUGCUUUAAGAUAAAUACUUCUGUGCAGCUCUUUGUUAGACAAGUGUUCUCAGAGGAGGUAAACAAAGCAAUUUGGUGUUAAAUACAGGCUGAGAGCUUUGGUAUGUCCUUUUGUACUGAACUGACUUUCAGGUCCACUGAUGAAAUCUUUUUGAUUUUGCAAGGGCACACAUAAGGUUUGUGUAAUAAAUUGCCAGGGGUUCAGAUGCAUGCCAAUCAAUACAAUAUUUAAAUUACAACUUUGAACCAAAUGUAAUUUUCUUAGAUGGUUAUUGGCUUUUAAAAAAGGCCCAAUUAUUGAUUAUUGGUGCCUUUUAACACUGCACUAUUAUUCCUUCUUUCACCAAAAUGCGUAUGUAAAGAUUGUGCCUAUUACUUUUUGUAAUGAAAGCUGACCACGUGUGCACACUUGUGGUUUCACUCUAGAGCUCCCUUAAUGCUGUAUUCUUUGUUCUGUUGAGGUGGUUCUGAACCCCUAUACAUAUUUUUUUAAACUUGUAAGAAAGUUGAAUCAAUGGAAUAAAGUAGUAUUAUGUAAUCAAACUGAGCCUUGGCGUUAGUUCCCUGAUGUUACAUGCUGUUCUCUGGGAAAGUCCUUUUGGGUUAGGACUUGAGUGAACUAUUUCAAAUCCAAAUGUCAAAGCUGCUUACUUGAUGUCUAAAAUGUUCAUAUUCUGGUUUCUGGCAUUCUACAUUUUCAAAGUAGACUUAUUGAAACAUUCCUUGAGCUGAGCUGUUGCUGACACCCAGCUCUCCACAGGUAUUAGGGAAAAAUGAGUAGUGUCCUUUGCAUGGAUCUCAUAAUGCUCCAUGUCUACAGGAAUGUAAUUGCUGCCUUCUUUUGCCAAGUUCAUGUUUAUUUCAGGAGGUUCUUUUGGCUCACUGCUGCUCUGUAUGGUUGUGUAACCCCAACUCUUCCUAUAAACAUGACUUGGAUUCGUUUAGUUUUGUCUUUUUUUUUGUCGUUUUUUCCAAGCGAGGCUUAGACAAGGAGCAACGAAAUAUCUUAUUUCUCACAAUUCCCAGGGCUGGUUUCUUACCAGUAAAGUUGUUUUAUACCUGUGCUCCAGAGCUGGCCACUCAGAGCUUCUGAUUUUCAUUGGUUUUUCUGGUGACAAGUUUCUAUGGGACCUCCUGGAAUCCAAGGAAAGUUCUAGCAGGUGCUUAAAGUCAAACUGACAUUUAGUGAGGCCAGGCUGUGGGCAGCAGAUGUGUUGUGACUGUGACGCUGUAACUCCAGAUGUGUCAAACACCUGAGCAAACUCAGUUGUGCCUUUGUUGAACCCUGUUUGUGUGACCUCAGCAAGUGCAUUUGAUGUGCAGCUACUUCAAGGUUUAUUGCCUGAAAAUGGUGGGUCAGGGCAAGGGCUUGGCCUCAAGGGCUGCAUCUCAAAGUUUGGUCACCCUGAGGGGCACAGUCAGCAAUCUGUUCCUCUUUGCCAUCAUGUUUAGUGUGUGGAAUUGUCAGGUGGAACCAGAGAUUGCCUUUUUCCUCAGGCUGUUCUUGGAGGGAGAGAAUAUGAGAGAAAUCCAAUACCCUGGAACCAGCUUGUAAGUUCCAAGGUUCUUCACCCUCUUUUAAGAGUUUUUUGGUUUGUUGAACACUGGCUUCAUAUUGUUGGUGCAGGAACACUAAUUUGCUUCCCUGGACUCUGAAUUUCAGCUGCUGUAAAGUCAUAUUUCACCCUAUUAUUUAUUAGUCUCCCAGAAUCUGUCAAAUGAAAUCCUUAGCAGAUUUAAGUUGCUUUUCUUCUUUCUGUUUCCCAGGUGACAGGAUUUGACCUGGUCAGUCACGUGAAUCUUUCAAUUUAAUAUGUGUGUUUCACUUUAUGGUAGUGUUUUCUAAACUCAUGAUUUAAAAUUUUUAUUGAGGGACAUUUUAUUACUGUUUACUAAUGCUGUCUGAGGAUUCCAGCUGGUGCCAAAUUCUCUUCCAGAAUUAGAAGGCUGGGCAUUUUAAUGGAUUAAAAAAGUCACAGAAAUUCCAGUCACCCAAUCUGUCACUUUUGAUUUUUGUUCUGCCAUUAUAUAAAGCUGCAUUUUCUUGUAGGAAAACUUAAUUAAGCAAUGAUGGCUUUAAAGCUGGUUCCCACUUCCAUGUGCCUGAGGUUCUUUAUGAUUUAUGAAAUACCUGGUAAAUAGGAGACCAGACACCAACUAAAGAAGUUGAUGUGAAAAAAAUCAUUGUUGAUAAGACAGGUAAUGAAAAGGAAUGAGAUGUAAAAUACUAAACAAAAAUAAAAUGAAGCUAUAUGCCUGAUAAACAAAACAAAUAUAAAUAUAUAUACAAAAAACUCCUUUAGGCAGGUAGAUUAUGUUGUGCUGUUACAUUUCUCUGGAAUACUUGUGUUUGCAGCAUAUCAGGGGCAAUGUCAAGGUCAAUUACCUUACCAUUUUUGGAACCUCAUGUCGGCAGCCUAAGGAAAAGCCAAAAAAACUGUGUAAUGGCAGCAAAAGAACUACCAGAGAAGUAGUUUUUCUUCACUAAAUUCUAUGUACUCCCUUAUUUUCUGGCUAAGUAAAUUUCUUCUUAAAAUACUAUUCUUUAACAGGAAAGGGAAGUGUAGUGAUGAAAAACACAUUUGUAUCUUUUAAGGUUUACUUGUUGUCUUAUAGUAAGAUUUUCUUUCCCUGUUACUGCUUAAGAAUCCAUUUUGUAAUUGUACUUGGUAAAGCAUGAGGUACUAUGCAAGUUUUAUUUUUGCGCAGUCUUUGUGCUUCCUCUGUUGAAAAGUUGGGAAAAGUUGCUUUAUUUUCCUGCCUUUCACAGGUAGUUUAGUAAGACCUUUUAAAAAUAGUAAUUUUAUUGGUUUUAUGAUUAAUUUUCAUUCAUUAGUGUUUGACAAUGAAGUAUCCUUGAGUACACUUAGUUUUUCUACUCAGCAAAAGCAGUAAAAUGUCCUUUUAUGAGUAAAUGAACUUAGCAGUCAAUAUUAGAAAUCAGGAUUUAAUGAUGAGUUAUUUCAAUAGCUAUUCCAUUUCAAUGUGGAGCUGUUUUCUCUUUCCAUAUUGCAGUUGUAGCUAAGCACAUAAGUAUAGAGAUUCUUUCUUUUUGCUUACACUCAGCAAAAGCAGUAAAAUGUCAUUUUCUGAGUAAAUGAACUUAGCAGUCCGUAUUAGAAAUCAAGAUUUAAUGAUGAGUUAUUUCAAUAGCUAUUUCAUUUCAACGUGGAGCCGUUUUCUCUUUCCAUAUUACAGCACAUAAAUAUACAGAUUCUUUCUUUUUAAGAGUUGGUGUUGGGAUGCUGGGGAUCUGCAUCUCUGAGGCCAAGCCCUGCUGUUCCCAGGGUAGGAAUAUCCCUUCAGCAGCUUUCCAGCUCAGUUACAGCACGCUGGGCAGCACCAGGGUCUGGUGUGCCAGGGAGCAGUGCCAGGGUUUCAGCAGGCUGGUGUUGUGAGAAUGCCACAAUGUCACUGAAGGUGGCAGUGGCCUCCCCAGCCAUCCGCCAGGACCAGCUGAUUUGCAGAUUUUUCACUUUUAUUGUCCGUGUCACCAAAAGGAGGAGUUUAAGGCUUUGACUUCAUCCCGGCCCCCUGUUCCCUCUGGCUCUUUUACUUAUGGAUGCAUCUUUCUACUGAGGAGCUGAAUUUGAUUGAUUUUGUUGGGGUUUUUUCACUGCAAAUUUUCAUGUAUGCCGUUUGAGUGGCCAAACCAAACACUGCUUUGUUAACUAGGUGCCAGUUAUUUAGCAGACCUUUCCAGAAAUGCAGCAUCACUGAGAUGGUGUUUUCCUGUCUAUUGCAGAGUUGCCUAGAACAUUGCUUAAAGGAAGCACUUUCCAAAGAUUACAUGUUUUUCGCUAAACCAAAUAUAGAAUUCAAGUAAACCUGAUUUUCCCCCAUUUUACAUAGACAUAUACAAUUUUUUUCUAAGUAUGUACUGAAUUUAUACAUAGAUCUCAGCAUUUUUAACCAAAGCUUAUGCCAUUAUUGUUGAUGGCAUGAAAGCAAUGUAUAAGGGUAUUUAAGAGGAGCUUCCUACACAUGUUUUUUCCUAGUCAUUCUGUAAAGAAAUUAUUCUUUUCCCCAUCUGAUAUUAGGACAAUCUCCUGAGCUCCAUGAGCUGUAAGUGCUAAAGGAGUGGGAUGUGAAUGGAGAAGAAGCUGUUAAUGGCUCCAUGCCCCAGCGCAGCCCUGGGAAAAUACUGAAAACCCCUCAUUUUUACAUCCAUAAUUUCUUUAGGCUCCUCCUUUGUGCAAGUACUGUGAAAGGUAGGAUGAAUCUAAGGAAACCUUAAUGCUUUUAGCUGCACUGAUGGGUGGAUAGGAAAAGUAAUUUCAGGCAGUAAAAUCUUUGGGAUUUUAUCCCAGUCUUCCACUGCCUGCUGCCAGCCUUAACCCUCUGGAGCAGACUGUGACAGCAGGGCUGCAGGGAGUAAUUUUAAACACCAUGUGACUCUGUCUGGACAAAAAAUAAAGGUGACUGGGAGCAAAAUGAAACUUCUCUAAGUGCAGUGAUUACCAGGGAAAAGAGUUUCUUUUUUGUGUGUGAUCUUCAUCCCUGCCUCAAAGCUCACAAUCUAAAAUUGACAGCUGGCAGUGUUAGAAAAAGAGACAAACAUCAAGCUUUUGAGAAGGGGAAGCUCAGAGAUGUCAGUGUCCUCAUCUGAGGGCACUUCUGCAACUUGACAGCAUUAUUCUUUGUUUUCUUUGAAUGAAAUGUCUCUUUUUUCCUUCUUCUAUAUAUUAUUUCAGUAAGCACAAAUUCUUGUAAUCGUGGAAAAAGUCCAUUUUAUGAGAU
Molecule: messenger RNA, 8897 nt
Organism: Melozone crissalis (California towhee)
Lineage: Eukaryota; Metazoa; Chordata; Aves; Passeriformes; Passerellidae
Gene: GPR52
Product: G protein-coupled receptor 52
Exons: 1
Coding region: 1979-3064 (361 amino acids)
Biological process (GO): G protein-coupled receptor signaling pathway
Cellular component (GO): membrane
Molecular function (GO): G protein-coupled receptor activity
Source: RefSeq, a predicted model, not a curated record